Messenger RNA from Monoraphidium neglectum, 996 nucleotides. RefSeq lists its product as hypothetical. The record is from RefSeq and is a predicted model, not a curated record. The transcript has 5 exons. NCBI's taxonomy places the organism in Eukaryota, Viridiplantae, Chlorophyta, Chlorophyceae, Sphaeropleales, Selenastraceae. The coding region runs from base 1 to 996 and encodes 331 amino acids.
AUGGAGCUCACCGAGGCUGACACCGCGGGUGCUUUAUCGCGGAUCCAGGCUAAAGUGACGGCCACCGCGCUGGCUAGUGGUAGCCUGACGAGCCUUUUCUGCUUUGCCACUAGCAGGCCCAUCCUGCGAUACGCCGUGCCGAUCACCGUCAACUGCGUCACCGCAAUGGCGACCCUAGCGGCCGCCCAGGAGGGCAUCCGGGCGCUGCGCGGCGGCCACAGCGACGCGUGGGGCACCGUUGCGGCCGGCGCCCUGUCUGGCGCCGCCCUCGUGGGGCUACGAGCCGGGCCCCCGUACAUGCUGCUGGGCGCGGUCACCUGGGGCCCGGCCUGCGGCGCCGCGCACGCUGCGAACGACUGGCUGCGGCCGGGGCGGAUGGUGGAGGCGUUCUUCAUCUCCCAGGGGUUGUUGGACGAGCCGGGCGAGCAGCACGCGCCUGCCGGGGCUCGAGAGCAGCAGCAGCAGCAGCAGCAGCAGCAGCGGCAGCAGCAGCAGCAGCGGCAGCAGCAGCAGCAGCAGCAGCGGCGGCGGAUGCCGGGCGACGCGCCGCCGGCGUUCCCCCUGCUGCCCGAGGAAGAGGGGCUGGAAUUCCAUGAGCUAAGCGAGCGGCGGCAGACCCAGCUGAUUAAAGCGCUGAAGGAGCGCGAGGUGGCGGAGCUGUAUAGACGGAUGGAUCGCGAGGCGGACGCGAGGGCAGCUGCCAGGAAGCUGCAGCGGCGGCAGGAGCAGCAGCAGCGCCAGGAGGCAGAGCAGCAGCAGGAGCAGGAGGAGCAGCAACAGCAGCAGCAGCAGCAGCAGCAGCAGCAGCAGCAGAAGGAGCAGCAGGAGCAGCAGCAGGAGCAGCAGGAGCAGCAGCAGCGGCGCCAGGCUCCACGGCAGGGCGGUUUGAGCGAAGAAGUGGGGGAGCAGCCAUCACAGCGGCCGCAGGCGGGCGGGCCGCCGGUCGCAGCAGCAGCUACGGCGGGCGGCAGCUGGUGGCGGCAGCUCUUUGGGUGA